CAUGCAUCAUGCCUGCAACUCAUUCGUUGAUAUUGCAGCCGGAUCUUGAGACAGUAUAGAUAUUUUUCAUUCAAGUUCUGGUAUUCGAGUGCCGAGCACCGCCCACUUUGUCACUACGUAACUCGUCCAAGUCGAGCAAAGAUGCACUUCUGGAUCCCGGAAGUUGUGCAGCUUAUUUUCGAAUAUGUCUAUGAUCCCGAUCGAACGAAGGAGGACAGCGAGGGCCGCGUCACGGUUGCCAGCUUAGCAAGAACGUGUCGAGCAUUUAGAGACCCUGCCCUAGAUGUCCUGUGGGCUCAGCUCCACUCUUUGGAUGCACUCGUUCUCUGUUCUGGUGGGACGCGAGUCAAUGACAAUAGCCAAGUAGUUUGGGAGCGUCCACUGUACGACGCGGACUGGCGCGUUCUCGCGAGUUAUGCAAAACGUGUUCACACGCUGACAGUCUCACCUCAGUCGGAUACAUGGGAUAUCAGCACUAUGCAUAUCUUAAAUUGUUUUCCUCUUCCAGGAGCCCUCCUUCCGAGCCUUACAGAGUUGAAUUGGCUGUCCGAUCGUGAAGACUUCUUCCCCUUCUUACACUGUUUCUGUGGACCCAUGUUGAAGACACUCGGGCUUUCACCCGUCGCGUGGAGUGUUCGCAAAUGUAUCGCCAUCGCGUCGCUUGCACCGUCCUGUCCUUUUCUCGAGCAUUUUUCAUGCUUUGGCGCAGAUGAUUCAUCGAUGCAAGCAAUUAGCGAAGCAGUUGUAGGCUGGAAGAAACUGGAAGUGUUAGAGGCUGGUCCUGUGAACGAACGAGCUUUGAAGCACGCUGCCUCUUUGCACACGCUUCAAACGUUGCGUUUCUCUGCUUCAUCAGAGCUCACAUCCGACAUAUUGGAAUUUUGUUCCCCCGUUGCCGUGAUAGAGAUCGCAGCUCUCACACCAUUAUCCUUGCAAGCAUUUAUGCAAAACGUCCGUUUCUCCAUUCAGCAUUUGGACCUUCGCUGCUCGCUCUACGAUGACGUUUUCCCUCACCUUUUCUUCGCGCACCUGAAGGUAUGCAUGGUACAUCCCGAGAAACUUGAAAGUUUGACGUUGCUCGCGGGAACGACACCAAAGGAGGAUACUAACAACGAAUCGAUCGUCCUCACCCCUCUCAUGUUGCAUCCGCUCCUAUCAUUCAAAGGACUCGAACACUUGGACCUCGGACAUUCGUGCACAGCGCAUAUGGACGAUACCUUUCUCAGCAAAUUGGCCUUGUCUUGUCCUGGCCUAAAGGAGCUCUACUUGGGUGACCAGAAGGCCUGGCUCAUUGCUCCGUUGCUGACUUUUGACGGAGUCACAUCUCUCUUGAAGCACUGCCGCCAGUUGUUGUCUCUUGGGGUUUUCUUCAAUGCCACUUUCGAAAGUGAUGUCGUAUACACGGCCCCGGUUGACGCUAUCAGUCCGCAAAUCAAAAGCUUCCUUGUCGGAGCAUCCCCCAUCAAUGAACCUGUAAAGGUCACAGCAGUGUUAUCCUUUCUAUUUCCUAGUGCAUGCAUCAGUCAUUGCAUUCCCGAGGACACGCCUGAGCAACUUCACGGAAGGCUGGAAAAGUGGGAGUCAGUAGAUAAGAUGUUUGGGAUAUUUGUCGCAGCUCGGAAGCAGAGUUGGGAGCAAGGCUGGGCGGAGGGAAUGGCUGCGGUUGAGAAGAUUACCACAGCGUAAAUAUCGAUUCUGUGUACUGAACAAUCAUCCUACCGACGAUGUCCCCUAGCUCAUAGAAAUGCACAUGUCAUAUCAGGAA
Molecule: messenger RNA, 1765 nt
Organism: Suillus discolor
Lineage: Eukaryota; Fungi; Basidiomycota; Agaricomycetes; Boletales; Suillaceae
Exons: 2
Coding region: 142-1686 (514 amino acids)
Source: RefSeq, a predicted model, not a curated record